Messenger RNA from Coffea eugenioides, 360 nucleotides. RefSeq lists its product as uncharacterized. NCBI's taxonomy places the organism in Eukaryota, Viridiplantae, Streptophyta, Magnoliopsida, Gentianales, Rubiaceae. Bases 1 to 360 code for a protein of 119 amino acids. Gene Ontology annotation, molecular function: RNA-DNA hybrid ribonuclease activity; nucleic acid binding. The record is from RefSeq and is a predicted model, not a curated record. The transcript has a single exon.
AUGAAUGUUGAUGGAGCAUCAAGGAACAACCUUGGAGGUGCCAGUGCUGAAGGAUUAAUUGGAAAUGAUCAAGGAUGCCGGCUAGAUGGAUUCAAUGCGAACUUAGGUAAGGCAACCAAUGUUGCAACCUUACUUGGGCUCAAGAUUACCAAGAGUUCAGGUCACAAGGAAUUGGUUAUUGAGACUGAUUUGCAGUUUGCCAUCUCCCUGAUCAGAGUAGCCUCAGAAGACAGCCAGUAUCGGAAUUUGAUUGCAGAGACAAAGGACAUGCCGAAGUUUGACUGGAAGUACAGAUUGGAACCAGUGUUGUUAAACUCGGACCGGAUAGCGACUUGGCUAAACUACUGGGUCAGGGGUUAA